This is a messenger RNA of Anarrhichthys ocellatus (wolf-eel), 2271 nucleotides long. It is a transcript of the gene ptpn2b, whose product is annotated as protein tyrosine phosphatase non-receptor type 2b. The record is from RefSeq and is a predicted model, not a curated record. The transcript has 10 exons. Gene Ontology annotation, biological process: negative regulation of receptor signaling pathway via JAK-STAT; negative regulation of ERK1 and ERK2 cascade; peptidyl-tyrosine dephosphorylation. NCBI's taxonomy places the organism in Eukaryota, Metazoa, Chordata, Actinopteri, Perciformes, Anarhichadidae. Bases 185 to 1360 code for a protein of 391 amino acids. Gene Ontology annotation, molecular function: protein kinase binding; non-membrane spanning protein tyrosine phosphatase activity. Gene Ontology annotation, cellular component: cytoplasm; nucleus.
GCGAGAUAACGGACAAACACCACAGCGUUUAGACAAACACUAGCGAGAGCUCGUUAGCUUAGGGAAGUUAUUAGUCCUUUCGACAAAAAAAGCUCCUCCAGCCUGUACAAAGUAAUGAGGUAGAUAGUCGGACAGCUAAGUAUACGUACCUUGAUUACAACAGACUGGCACUACCACGGUGAAAAUGGACCAGGACAUAGAUUCAGAGGGCCGGUUUCAAAAACUCUACCUAGAAAUAAGGAAUCAGUCCCACGAGUGCUCCUACAAAGUGGCAAAGUGUCCAGAGAAUCGCAACCGAAACAGAUACAGAGAUGUCAGUCCAUUCGAUCACAGCCGGGUGAAGCUGGAGGGCACGGACAACGACUACAUCAAUGCAAGUCUGGUGGUCAUGGAGGAAGCCCAGAGAAGUUACAUAUUGACUCAGGGACCCCUCAGGAACACCUGUGGCCACUUUUGGCUCAUGAUCUGGGAGCAGAAGACCAAGGCGAUCGUCAUGCUCAACAGGGUCAUCGAGAAAGACUCGGAAAAGUGUGCUCAGUACUGGCCCACAGCUGAGGAGAGGGAGACGGCCUUCAGAGACACCCGUCUGUUGGUCACGCUGCUGUCAGAAGACACCAAGUCUUACUACACCACCAGAGUGUUGGAGCUGCAGAACAUUAGCACCGGGGAAAAGAGAGAGAUCUUCCACUUUCAUUACACCACAUGGCCAGAUUUCGGUGUCCCAGAGUCCCCAGCAUCCUUCCUUAACUUCCUCUUCAAAGUGCGCGAGUCGGGAGCGUUGGGGGUGCACCACGGGCCCGCCGUGGUGCACUGUAGCGCUGGAAUCGGACGUUCGGGGACGUUUUCAUUGGUCGACACGUGUGUGGUCCUGAUGGAGAAGAGGAAAGACCCGUCAUCAGUGGACAUCAAAAGCAUCCUGUUGGACAUGAGGAAGUACCGCAUGGGUCUGAUCCAGACCCCGGACCAGCUGCGCUUCUCCUUCAUGGCUGUCCUCGAAGGAUCCAAGCACAUCACGGGAGACUCCUCCGUACAGAACCGGUGGCGGGAGUUGUCCAGAGAAGAUCAGGAGCCGGCAGCAGAGUCCCCCCCCUCCACUCAGCCCCCAGCCAGGUGUGCAACAGAGCGACACAACGGCAGCCAGCGGGGAGGUCAGCUGGAGGAGGGAGGCGACUACAGACAGGACAGCAAAGUACCAGCACAGUCUCCUUGCAAGGAGCAGGAGCAGGAAGGCGGCACGACACACAAACGACGCAGAGAAGACAGCAUUUCCAAAUCGGGCACAGCCAAGACACCCCAAAGCAAGCCCAGGGCGAACGACUCGGAGAAGAAGAGGAAAAGCGCGAAAACCAGCGACUGCUAACUAUCACCGCCUGCGGCCAUGCAGCUACAGCUCUGGCAGCGAAGCCAACAACCGGCAGGGAUCUCCAGCUCUCUCACAACCUCUGUGUCCUUCUUCCUCGACUCCUAACCACUCUUCCUCACCUCCACCUCAACAGCCAGCUCUCGUCACUAUCGCUUUUAUUUUAUUUUAUUUUUUAAUGUCCCAGCCCUGAAACAUUAUUCAGCCACCGCUCAUCUCCCUCUUCCCGUUAGCCGCUCGUCACUCCUCAGUCCCUUCACCUCACAGCCUUCCCUCGUCUCCUCAUCCUCUCUAAACUGUUUACAGCCGACACUUUGACAUUCUUCGAAGACAGCACAUUUGAAAAGACAAAACACACCAGCGCUUUCUCCCCCCAAUUACACCUCAAACGCAGCCUGCGCUGCUUCUGGAGUCAGAAAAAUGUUGUUUUUUGCUUUAAUGUUAUUUGCAGCUUUUACAUUCUAUUAUGGGUCUUUUGCAUUUAUGAAAAUCGGACCGAUACUAGGGGCUAAAGCAUCGACGAUUUGUAAUGCUGUUCAUAUGUGUAUUUUUCUUUUUUUUUUCCAGAGGCAAAAAUAAAUGUUCUAUUUUUUUAUAAGAGAUUACUUGAAGUUUUUCAGCAGUGAUGGGGGGGGGGGGUUGGGUAAAUGAAAAGCACUGCCUCCUCCCACGUGAGAAAUUCAGUGGCAUGUAAUGUUUCCAUGAUGUACAUAGUGUUGUUUUUAAAAAGGUGUGUAAAAAGACAUAUUUUUGCUUGUAAAAACAAAAAGACGAACGACAAUGUUACAGAUUUGAAUACAGUAGAAACCUGAUUUGAUGACUUGUUCUCCUUUUGAACUGAAACUGUCUUAAUUUUCCCUUUUCUCUUAGAGUGUAAUUUCCAAAUAAAACUGGUAUUAUCUAGUUUACAU